AUGUAUAUACACUCUUAUUAUGCAUGCUUGUAUAAACCGUGUUUUGCAGCUAUACAUAAUUAUCAUUGUGCACUAGUGUGGCCUAAUGAUGUGGAGUCUAAUGUAGAACGUUUCGUUAUCAAAUGUGCGAAUGAUUUAUUGGAAUGUCUUCAGCACAUGUUUCUUUCAAACUCUUCACUCGUUGAGCUACAAUGUAGGUGUACAUGUGUUUACCUUGUGUUUGUGGUUGUUUCUUCAGAACUUUUCUUAUGGAAUGUUACUGUGAAUAUUGUUACCAAUAAUUAUGACGUAGGUCACCCCAUUUUUCUUCAAGCUCAAAAGGAAUUAAAAACAAACCUUACGAUAAUUCCCAAAGCCAUGGCUGAGAGAGUGACUACGAAAGAAGCUCUCAAGAAACUUGAUGCUCAACUCGAAUGCUCCCUUUGUCUCGACACUUUUAAGCAACCGAAACUCUUGCCUUGUUUUCAUGUGUUUUGCAAGUCCCCGUGUCUGGAGAAACUAGUGACCAAGGAUGGACGCUCCCUCACUUGUCCCACCUGUCGACACAUUGUCCCGCUGUCAGAGAGAGGAGUGGCUGGACUGCAAUCAGACUUCCACAUCGACCACUUGUUUGAGAUACAAGAUGCUUUCAACAAGGCCGAAGACGACAAUGAUACGAACUGUGGAAGCUGUGACGAUGGUAGAGCCACUGGGUACUGUAACGACUGUGGGGACUUUUUGUGUGACAAAUGUCAAGCUGCUCAUAAGAUAGUGAAAUAUCUACGGAAUCAUAAACUAAUUUCACUGGAUGAACUCAAAGCUCAAGUGACUAGCCUGGUUCCCCCAAAGAAGGCCGUCCCCCAUUGCCCCAAACACUUGGGGAAUGACCUCAAAAUAUAUUGCGAUACCUGCUCCACUCUUAUUUGCAUGGACUGCACCAUUCAUAUCCACAAAGACCACAACUACGACCUGGUGGCUGAUGUGCUGACCAAGCACAAGGAAGAACUUGUCUCCAGUCUCAAACCAGUCAAAGAGAAGCUGGACAGUGUACAACGAGCUCUGAAGGACUUUGACACAAGAGCCAAGGCAAUCCACGAUCAGAGGGCCGCGAUUAAAGCCAACAUCCACAAUGAGAUUGACGAACAACAUCGACUGUUGGACCAACGAAGGACAGAGCUUGUGGGAGAGCUAGAGAUGCUGACUCAGCAAAAGCUUAAGGAUCUGGCGGCACAAAGGGACCAAGUGGAGAUCACUCAGGUGAAACUGACCAGCUGUCUGGAGUACGCUGAGGGGGGUCUCAAAACAGGCACAGACGGUGAAGUACUCGAAAUGAAAUCUUUCGUUAUUAAGAGAGUCGAACAUUUUUCUACUGAAUUUGAAUCAAAUGCUAUUCAACCAGAGACAAAAGCUGACAUGGAACUGAUCACUGAAGGAAAAGAAUCUCUCCAACAUGCUUGUCGAAAUUUUCUACAGAUUGAUCACAGUGGUUCAUUCAGCUUAGAGAACAGCCACACGACAGGAAAUGGUCUGAAAGGUGCUACAACUGGAGAAACAAAAACUGUGUCCUUUCAAGCAAUGACCAAGAACAACAAGAAUUCCAACGGUAAACUUGACCUCAAAGCUGAACUUGUGCAUAUCGAAAGCAAAGAUAAAAGUAAAUGUGAAGUGGUGAUUGUUUGA
Messenger RNA from Halichondria panicea, 1659 nucleotides. RefSeq names its product tripartite motif-containing protein 2-like. The transcript has 2 exons. NCBI's taxonomy places the organism in Eukaryota, Metazoa, Porifera, Demospongiae, Suberitida, Halichondriidae. The record is from RefSeq and is a predicted model, not a curated record. The coding region runs from base 1 to 1659 and encodes 552 amino acids. Gene Ontology annotation, molecular function: zinc ion binding.